Peromyscus californicus insignis is the source of this 5165-nucleotide messenger RNA. It is a transcript of the gene Igsf11, whose product is annotated as immunoglobulin superfamily member 11. The record is from RefSeq and is a predicted model, not a curated record. Gene Ontology annotation, biological process: homophilic cell-cell adhesion. The coding region runs from base 436 to 1545 and encodes 369 amino acids. The transcript is spliced from 8 exons. Gene Ontology annotation, molecular function: ionotropic glutamate receptor binding. Lineage: Eukaryota; Metazoa; Chordata; Mammalia; Rodentia; Cricetidae. Gene Ontology annotation, cellular component: cell-cell junction.
AGUGGCCGCGGCGGCCGGCGAGCCCGGGACGCCCGAGCCUGCCCCGAGCCUCGGCGGAGCGGAGCGGCCUCGGCGCUCCGGUGUCCCGCUCGGUCCCUGCUGCACCCCGCCGCCUCGGAGCCCGGGGGACGGCGGCUCCCGCGGCGGCCCCGGCAUGACUCGGCGGCGCUCCGCUCCGGCGUCCUGGCUGCUCCUGUCGCUGCUCGGUUAAAAAGUGCUUUAUGUCUGAUCACCCCUCCCCUUUCAACCCAAUUACAUCUGGCUGGUCUGUUUAUUAUUCUUGCCGUGCAAUCAAUCAUCCUUUUCACAGGUGUUGCGGUGUCCCUGGAAGUGUCUGAGAGCCCUGGCAGUGUCCAGGUGGCCCGGGGCCAGACAGCCGUCCUGCCGUGCGCCUUCUCUACCAGUGCUGCUCUCAUUAACCUCAAUGUCAUUUGGAUGGUCAUUCCUCUCUCGAAUGCAAACCAGCCUGAACAGGUCAUUCUCUAUCAGGGUGGACAGAUGUUUGACGGUGCCCCCAGGUUCCAUGGGAGGGUAGGAUUUACAGGCACCAUGCCUGCUACCAAUGUCUCCAUCUUCAUCAAUAACACUCAGCUGUCAGAUACGGGCACCUACCAGUGCUUGGUGAACAACCUUCCAGACAGAGGGGGCAGGAACAUUGGGGUUGCUGGCCUCACAGUGUUAGUUCCCCCUUCUGCUCCACACUGCCAAAUCCAAGGAUCCCAGGACAUCGGCAGUGACGUCAUCCUUCUGUGUAGUUCAGAGGAAGGCAUCCCUCGGCCCACUUAUCUUUGGGAGAAGUUAGAUAAUACGCUCAAGCUACCUCCAACGGCCACUCAGGACCAGGUCCAGGGAACAGUCACCAUCCGGAAUAUCAGUGCCCUGUCUUCGGGUCUGUAUCAGUGUGUGGCUUCUAAUGCCAUCGGGACGAGCACUUGUCUCCUGGAUCUCCAGGUUAUCUCACCCCAGCCCCGAAGCGUUGGAGUAAUAGCUGGAGCUGUCGGUACCGGUGUGGUUCUCGUCAUCAUUUGCAUCGCGCUGAUUUCAGGGGCGUUCUUUUACUGGAGAAGCAAAAAUAAAGAGGAGGAGGAGGAAGAGAUUCCUAAUGAAAUCAGAGAGGAUGAUCUUCCACCUAAAUGCUCUUCUGCCAAAGCAUUUCACACAGAGGUAUCCUCCUCAGAAAAUAACACGUUGACCUCUUCCAAUACCUACAACAGUCGAUACUGGAACAACAAUCCCAAAACCCAUAGAAACACAGAGUCCUUCAACCACUUCAGUGACUUACGCCAGUCUUUCUCUGGCAAUGCCGUUAUCCCAUCCAUCUAUGCAAAUGGGAGCCAUCUGGUCUCUGGUCCACAUAAGACUCUGGUAGUGACAACCAACAGGGGGUCAUCACCCCAGGUCAUGCCCAGGAACAAUGGUUCAGUCAGCAGGAAACCUUGGCCUCAGCACACACACUCCUAUACUGUCAGCCAAGUGACCCUGGAGCGCAUUGGUGCAGUACCAGUCAUGGUGCCUGCCCAGAGUCGGGCAGGAUCCCUGGUGUAGGAUGUUUGAGGAUGCUGUGUCCAGAAGAGAAUAAAUGGAAUGCCUCCCAACAAGGGGGAGAGCAGGGGUGGGUGAGUGCUGGAAAGAUAGACUUUUGUUAUGAUUACAUUAGUAAAAAAGCACCAAGAGGGUGGUGCUAUUGCCUGGCCACUGCAAUGUGUGACGCGGCCUGGAAUAUUUCGUCAUGAAGACUCAAGAAGAUUGUUUCCCCACCACAGUUGUCCUGGGAUUCAGUUAAAAAAUACUGUGUCUCAAAUGAUGUGCCAAGCCAAGGAGAUUUCUAGAAGCAGAAUAGCACUUACGACCCAAACCGUGGUCCAGUGGGCCUGUUCUUUAAUUCUUGCCUAACUUAAUUAUUUUCAACAAACUUUAAGUGCCAGGUGGAAUUUAAAUAAUGAAAUUACUUUUUAAAAUAGGUGUCUUUACAAAACAAACAAACAGAGCAAGCUUGUGGCCUGUUCUGCCUCUCCCACCUCCCUUUAAUAGUGAGGGCUUAAUGGUAUUAGCAAUGCAUUCCUACUGGGCUGGCUCUUUAUCAUAGAGGUGAAACUUUGUACAGAACACAAUUUGGCUAGAAAUGGGGAAAAAUAAGGAAACAUCUUGUGAACGCCCUACACACUUAUUUAUUUACCUCUUCCUGAACCAUGAACUUCCAUAUCUGGGAUUUUGCUAUAUUGACAGAUUCUUGUCUGUGUUACUCUGGGAUCUCUUGCAGGUCCAUGGCAAUUACUGUUCAUGAUUUCUUGAAAAGAAUAUUUUUUUAAAAGAAAACUAUUUUUUUUUAAAUACUUGAGAAACAGUGGACUAGGAAAGCAUGAACUUAACAUCUUGUCCAGUGAUUGUACUCGGUGACUGGGCAGAAAGCCUUCACGGUUCAGGGGAUUAAGUAGGCUGUCCAGAAAACAGAUCGGAGGCAGGUGGGAGGGGCCUUUGCCUUGCAAACAGGGCCCCAAAGAAGCAAGGUUGUUGUGUAUGGCAACCCUGCUGUCACACAGGUCACUUUUAAUGAGGGCAGGGCCUGAUGUCUUUUGUACUGAGGAGGAUAAUUCCCUCUUGUUUGACAAGUAGAGGUUAGUAGGUUGUUACAGAAAGGGCAGGAGUUGUUUUGGUUUUGUUUCUUUCAAAAGAAUUCUUUUUUUGCAAAAGAAUAAUAAGGGUUGGACAAAUGGGAGGUCUUCCAGAUCUUCCAGUGUGCUCUUGGGGGUUUGCUCAGCGUCUGAAAAUGUGGGUGGGCAAUUUUGCCAAAACUCAUUGCAGACCAGUGUAAAAAGACACCUCCCCCAUCUUUUUUUUUUUUUUUUUUUUUUUUUUUAUUGGCUAAUUACUUGGCUUGGCUAGCCUUGCAAUUCACCAGAUUCAUUUACAGACUUUCUGCUCUAGACUGUGCUGUGUGUAUGUGGCUGUACUUGUAUUGUUGACUAUCUUGCCUUAAUCACACUUUAGGGCAACUCGUGAUGGUGAUUUCUUCCAAGAUUUGUUUUUUAAGUUGUUUGUACUGAGCCCACAAUUUUCAAAGAACCUUUUUUUUUUUUUUCUUUUCUCACAUUCCCUCUGUCCCUCUUCCAGCAGUCUUCUUGCCUUCCUUGCCUGUGGGCAUGGUCUUCACAGGGAGUGGCCUCCUGGCUUCAGUUAUUGCAGGGAAUGGAAACCAACAGUGAUUGAUUGCCUAUACUGUUUUUCCAAGAGGGCCACACUCAGAACUUUACUACUGUGACCAUUUCAAUGUUGAUAAGAAGAUGAAUUUACCAUAGUGUUACUUUUUUUUUCAUUUGAUGGUUAUUGACUUUGUAAAAAUUUAAAUAAAUGAAUGUCUAUACUUUUUAAAGAAAAGUGAAAAUACCAUGCCACAGAAGAAAUAAUACUAUCAGAUGCUGUUUAGAAAGCAUUUAUCUUGCAUUUCUUUAUUCUUUCUAAUUGCCUAAAAUUCAAUAAAAGUUUAUUCAUAUAAAAUGUGUUGUCAUUAAUUGUCAUAGUAGUAAUGGAUCCAUGACCUUUAAUUUAAUGCUCCCUUGGUGUUAUAAGCAUUCCUCUACUCUGUAAAAUAAUAUCCGUAAUUGUUUUCAUGGACAUGUGGCAUUUCUAAAGUGACUUAACUUUUCUUGUAUUAGACUUCUAAGUGAAUUCUAGUUGUCACUUCAAGGACUGGGCAUGUAAUGACCAUUUUUGAACAUCUAGCUUUUUCCACAUCAUUCAUCUGAAAGUUCCUGAAAACAGGUGUUAGACCAGAAGUUAACCUCUAAUCCCCACCUGCCCAAGGACCAGGUAACUUCCUGGAGAUCUUGGAAAAUAGCAACAAAGCCUCGUGGGAAAGUACAGUGGCCUGUGACUUUUGCCCAUAUAAAUUCAAUCAAAACGUGUCUCAAGGCCACUUACCUCGGAAAUUUCCAGGUGAUGGUCCUGACCAAAAUUCCAUCUUGGUCAGUAUUUAUGUUUUUACUAAAAGCUUGCAUAAAUUUGGCCUAAAUGGUAGGCCUGUUUUUUUCUGCUAAAUUUCAGGAUUAACACAGGACCCAGGCUGUUUUCACUACUGAAUCCAUCAUCAGCUACCACAGUGAGAUCUGUGAGCACUGCAUACAUAAAUGACUGAGGAUUCUGAGCUAAAUCAAAUUAGGGGCAUGAUUGAAUGUAAUUUCUGAUAUAUGUUGGAACACAUUUUUCUUUUUUUUUCUUUUUUUUUUUUUUUGGUUUUUCGAGACAGGGUUUCUCUGUGUAGCUUUGCGCCUUUUCUGGAUCUCACUCUGUAGACCAGACUGGCCUUGAACUCACAGAGAUCCGCCUGUCUCUGCCUCCCGAGUGCUGGGAUUAAAGGCGUGCGCCACUGCCCGGCUCGGAACACAUUUUUCUAAAAUAAAUAUGAGACUUUGUUUUCCAAUUUUUCUAUUGAGAUAACAAUAGUGUAUUUAUAGGCAGAUGUAAGAAACAUAAAAACCACAAAUCCCUUUAACUUAAUUUCUCUGCCCAGAGACAUAUUUAAUAGCUAUGAUAUAUCACAAAUGAAUAUUAAUAAACUCAUUAAUCUUAUUCAGAAUUCAAAUCCUGCAUUUUCAUUCAGUUGUGGGUAUAUAUUAAUAUACUUUUAAUUUGUGAGGCAGGUUCUUACUGUAUAGUCCAAGCUGGUCUUGAAGUUGUAGACUUUCUGUAUCUGAGUGUCAAGUGUUGGGAUUACAGGCAUGCCCCAUCAUACCUGGCUUUAGUUAUAUACAACUUUAUCAUGUGUACUGUAGAUUCAUUUGACCAUCACAACAGCUGAGAUAUCAUAUUCCUUGUGAUACUCUUUCAUAGUCAUAAUCACCUCCCUCUUUGCAGGCCCCUGAUACUUGGAAAACUACUGCCCUGCGCCCCAUAUCUGCCAUUUUGUCAUUUUGAGAAUAGUGUAUAAAUGGAAUAAAGUAUGCAACUUUUAAGAAUUAGCUUUUUCUCAAGAUCAUUAACUUGAGAACCAUCCAUGUUGUUGGUUGUUGCAUAUAUGAGAAAAUUGUUUCAUUUUUUUGCUGAGUAGCAUUCUAUGAUAUGAAUACACCCCAGUUCAUUUAACCACUUAUCCACUGAAAGAUGGGGAAGAAAUUUUGGUGGUUUCCACUUUUGUCUAUCAUGAAUAAAUCUGCAAAUAUUUAUGUACA